Molecule: messenger RNA, 1617 nt
Organism: Trichoderma reesei QM6a
Lineage: Eukaryota; Fungi; Ascomycota; Sordariomycetes; Hypocreales; Hypocreaceae
Exons: 2
Coding region: 1-1617 (538 amino acids)
Biological process (GO): proteolysis
Molecular function (GO): serine-type exopeptidase activity; dipeptidyl-peptidase activity
Source: RefSeq, a predicted model, not a curated record
AUGCACGCCGUCAAUCUCCACGCGAGACACGAUCCAGAGCAGCGCGUGUCGGUGCGGCAAUAUGAGGACAGGUACCCCAAUAUCAAGGCGUACAACUUCUCGGUCCCGAUUGACCAUUUUCACAACGAAUCGAGGUACGAGCCGCACUCGGGCGAUUCGUUUCCCCUGCGAUAUUGGCUCGACAUCUCCAACUACAAGCCUGGGGGCCCCGUCAUUGUCCUGCACUCUGGCGAAUUUGACAGCACUGAGCGACUGCCUUAUCUUCAGCAUGGAAUCGUGCCAAUCCUGACAAAGGCGACGGGAGGAGUCGGUCUCAUCAUGGAGCAUCGAUACUACGGCACCAGCUUCCCUGUCCCUGACCUUACAACGGAAAGUCUGCGCUUCCUCACGACGGAACAAGCUCUCGCAGAUACUGCCUACUUUGCAAAGCACGUUCGGUUCCCCGGUCUGGAGCAUCUUGAUCUUACGGCUUCCAAAACGCCUUGGGUCAUAUACGGGGGUAGUUAUGCUGGCGCCUUUGCAGCAUUCGCUCGCAAGCUAUACAGCGAGGUCUUCUGGGGCGCUAUUUCAUCUUCAGGCGUCACGGCUGCCGUCGAAGACCUGUGGCAAUACUUUGAGGCCGCGAGACGAUACGCUCCAGGGGACUGCGGCCCUACCACGCAGAAGCUUACUCAUGUUGUUGAUACCGUCCUCUUUGGCGACGACAGGGCCAAGGUACUCGGCUUCAAGCAACUAUUUGGCCUGGGGGAUCUCGACGAUGACGACUUUGCCACCACCAUCACCCGCGGCCUCUAUGGACUGCAGUCCACCAAUUGGGACCCCGAAGAGGACGUCUCCUCCCUUGGGAUUUACUGUGCAGUCGUCACUUCGAACUUUCAGCUGUUUGCAAGCACGACUCACCUCAUUCCGACCGUGCAGGAUCUCGUUGCCAAAGCCGGCUUUGCAGCGGAGGCCGAGGUUCUCUCUGUUCGCAUGCUCAACUACAUCGGCUAUGUCAGGGAUUACGUCAAAACUGAUCUGGCGAAAGGCUGCAAGGGGAAAUCAGUGUCGGAAUGCUUCUCUCCUCGCUAUUCGACCCCCAAUGAUACGAGUCUCAACGCCGGAUGGCUCCGUAGCUGGAGUUGGCAGGUCUGCACACAAUGGGGAUAUUUUGUCACUGGCUCAGGUACGCCCAGGGACCAGCUUCCAAUGAUCUCUCGAGCCAUCACCCUCGAAUCCGCAUCAUCGCACUGCAAAAGACUUUUCAACAUCACCACCUCCCCGGACGUUGAGUCUAUCAAUAAGCUAGGGGGCUUCAACUUUAGCUACCCUCGCUUGGCGAUUUUGGACGGCCUACAGGAUCCAUGGCGCUCGGCCACGCCCCACGCCAGUGGCCUUCCCGACCGAGAGUCAACCACCAGCGAGCCGUUUAUGCUCAUUGACUGGGGGGUGCACCACUGGGACGAGUUUGGCUUGCCCGAGGACGUGCACGUCGAGGGUCUGCCGCCGCCUCAAGUUGCUGAAGCCCACAUGGCAGAGAUUGAGUUCGUUAAGGCAUGGUUGGCGGACUGGAAAGAAGAAAAUGGAAUAUCAAUGUUGCAAUCGAUGGACGAGGAAGAAACGAUGGGUGAAUUGUAA